GAAUCUGUUCUGAGUCUGAGCUGGUCCAAGUUAUUUUUGAGCACUGAGCCGGAGGAGAACCAUUAUAGGUCCCCAGAAAUUUAUACUCUGGGUACAAUUACAGAUGCUGUUUAUACGAGUAUAACAGAUUAGUACAAGACAUUACCAUAUCCAAGCAAGGAUCUAGUAGACUACAUCGACCAUUGCAGUAAGCCUCCACGCCGCAAGCUUGCUCACCAGCUCUGGACUGGGCCCUGCAGACCGAUGCACACACAGAUACCCCAGGCGGCCGAGCACAAGCCUUGAAUCGACCAUUGAAAUCAGCGCCUGCUCAGUACACCGCUUGCCGCAGUGGCGGAACUCCAGUGUAUGCAGAGCGUCAGCCAGAGUCGCACCCGAUCCGACAGUUAGCGCCCUUAAUAACACGUCCCCGACAUUCCGCUGAGACCCCUUCCCGGCUCGGGCUUCGAGAACGAGGUGCCGGACUAGCGGCAGUCGACGCAGGCAUUCGAUGAUCUGGGUCUCGUAGAGAGGGAGAUGGAUGAGGUGCAGAGCCUGCAGGAAGGGCGUCGUCGAGAGAAACGCGAGGAACUGAGCUUGAGGCCACGCCCACGCGCCAGCGCCAGGCUUCGCUCUAUCCCGCAGCGCGAAGCGCUGUAAUUCCGGCGCAUACAGCAGACUUAGCAAGGCACCGAUACGUGUUCCCCGCAAUUGGCCGUUGGUGCUGGCCGGGACCGAAUCACGGAAUUCGAGCCGUAACACGCGAAGCAGGCCUGCGCGGACCAGCGUGAGGCGAGUCGGCAUGAAGUCGUUCAGGGCAAAGCGAGCUGUGUGGAGAUGGGGAGCGGAUGCCAGGCAGUCGAGCACAUCGUCUGCGCUGAGGAACAGGUGGCCCGGCGCACCCGUGCUAGGGAGCAGCGUGAUGGAGGUGAGUUGCGUGACGUCUGUGGAGGGAAGCACAUCGAAUGGGGAAGAAUAGAGGGUCAGCGCAUGCAGACGUGGGGUUUGUUCCACACUCAAGGGAAGUACAAGUUUCGGUGCCGUCAAAUGAGGCCAAAAAGAUGACUGUACACUGAAAUGUUCCAGCAAGGGCAGAUAUUCCGUAUAGGAUGCGAGGGGAAAGAGACAAGUCUCUGGCGCUUGAAGGGACAGGCUGAGGAUCUGGGCACUACAUUGUCUGAGAACAGUGUCCAACAGGUGCGAGACUGGACUCGUGUCUUUGAUGUCCUCGCCCUGUGCCAGGCAAAUAGCGAGUGGCCUCCUGCCUGCACGAGCCAGCCACGUCCCAACAAUCUUGUGCAGUGCCUCCAGUGCCCUGCUGUCCGAAGUAUGCCGUUGGGUGACCGUGACAGCAAGGCCCGCCCACAGCCUUCGGCUCGAGAGCGCAAUGGCCCGCCAGCGACGCGAGACCUGAGAAGCAUUCAGGGGCGGUUGCAUAAGACUGGGCUCUGGGGUAGCGGAGACGGCGUAUUGGAAGAUGAGAUCCCAGAGUUCGGUGGGGAGACGACGCGCGGGACACCGCCGAGCAGCAUAAUGACGGAGUGCGUUCUGGAUGUGCACAAGCUGUGCGUCGAUGCCCGCGGAGCGAGGGAGUGUCAUCUCCCCAGGAAGAGGUGUGAUUAGGGAUGAGUGGUGUGUUGGUACCGGCGGAAGUGGACGGAAG
Molecule: messenger RNA, 1642 nt
Organism: Mycena citricolor
Lineage: Eukaryota; Fungi; Basidiomycota; Agaricomycetes; Agaricales; Mycenaceae
Source: the annotation of a GenBank genome assembly